AUGAAGUCUCUCGCUUUGGCUGCCUCUCUUCUUCCUACUGCCCUUGGGGCUACUAUCUACCUGGCUGGUGAUUCCACCAUGGCCAAGAAUGGUGGUGGUUCGAAUACAGACGGCUGGGGUGAAUACAUCUCCUCCUCCGUCUCUUCCACCGUCUCCAACAAAGCCAUCGGAGGCCGCAGCGCCCGCUCCUACACGCGCGAAGGCCGCUUCGACGCCAUCGCCGACGUCCUGCAAGAAGGCGACUACGUCGUCAUCGAAUUCGGCCACAACGACGGCGGCUCUCUCUCCUCCUCCGACAACGGACGCACCGACUGCCCCGGAACGGGCGACGAGACCUGCACGACAACCUACGACGGCCAAACCGAGACCGUGCUCACCUUCCCCGCGUAUCUGGAGAACGCAUCCAAGGCGUUCGUCGCCAAGGGCGCCAAGGUGCUCAUCUCCAGCCAGACGCCGAAUAAUGUCUGGGAGACGGGCGAGUAUGUCUAUUCGGCUUCGAGGUUUGUCGAGUAUGCGCAGUUGGCGGCGGAGGUGGCGGGGGUCGAUUAUGUGGACCACGGGGCGUAUGUGGCUGCUAUUUGCAAGUCGUUGGGGGCGAAUACGGUGGAUGGGUAUUAUCCUAAUGAUCAUACGCAUACCAGUGUUGAGGGGGCGCAGGUGGUUGCCAAUGCGUUCUUGAAGGCUGUGGCGUGUGGUGAUGCUGCUUUGAAGGAUGUGUUGACGACGACAGAUUUUGAUGGAGAGUGCUUGUAA
This is a messenger RNA of Aspergillus wentii DTO 134E9, 753 nucleotides long. Its product is annotated as rhamnogalacturonan acetylesterase RgaE. Lineage: Eukaryota; Fungi; Ascomycota; Eurotiomycetes; Eurotiales; Aspergillaceae. Gene Ontology annotation, molecular function: hydrolase activity, acting on ester bonds. The coding region runs from base 1 to 753 and encodes 250 amino acids. The record is from RefSeq and is a predicted model, not a curated record. The transcript has 2 exons.